UUUGCUCUUUCCGUCUUAUAGCUGAGGCAUUAUAGGCUUGUUCUUAUUCAGGUCCAUUGAAUGACGUUUAUUGUACUGACGGAAGUUCAUAACUGGGCAUGUUUAUAUCAUAGUUUCCAGUGAUAUGUGCCAUAUGCGAUAUAAACAAUGUUGUUACGACUUCAGAUGCCCAUAUUUUUUAUCUACCAUAUUUGUUUUUGUUUUGGUAGCCAUUAUUGGUAAUCUUACUUCCUGGUCCUAUUUUGGUUUGAGCAAGGUGUCCAGCAUAGACGAAAUGACCAGUGACGUUACAGAGCACGCGUCUGGGGAUCAGUUUGAAAAAUGGAUGGAAUACCUCCCAUCUGGCGUUAUAAGUCAAACUCAGCUUAAAGAUCUUCUUAUUCCUGGUUCACAUGAUUCCGCAACUUUCGACCUGGAUCCAGCAGGUGGAAAAGCAGACGACUUCUCUUCAUACAUUAAAAUGGCGGAUGAAAAGAUUGAAAGAUGGUUUAAAACACAAAACCUUGAUUUUACUGAACAAUUGAAGUUUGGCGUUCGAUAUUUUGACCUGCGGAUUAUCAAACACCCUGAGACAGGGGAUAUUCGCUUUGUCCAUGGACUGUUCAGCCGUAAAACUGUCAUAGAGUACCUGAAAGAUAUUCGGAAAUUCCUCGAUGAAAAUAAGAAAGAAGUAGUUCUGUUGGACUUUAACCACCUUUACAAUAUGGAUAAACACGAUCAUAUAUCUCUUUGUACGGAAAUGGAAAGCACUUUCAGUGGAAUGAUGUUGAAUAGGAAGAAAUGUUUGGAUAGCGAUAUGCUUCUUAGUAAAAUGACACUAUCAAAUUUGUGGGAAUUAAAUGGACGAGUUGUAGUGAUGUAUGGUAAUGUUAGGAAAUGUCCAAACAACGAGUACAUCUGGUCUCGGAACGAAAUAGAUAUAUUAUGGCCGUAUACUCCUAAUAAAGAAUUAGUUGUGAACAACCUGAUGGAUCAGUACAAAGGUCUUUCCAAAAAGGAUGUAUUGGUCGUAUGGCAUGGAAUACUGACUCCACAUAGUGAUGAUAACUUUUCGGAUAGAAUGGAACGUUUUAAAAAUCUCCAUGAAUUUGUCACACCAACAACAGAGGUUAUUGUGAACUGGAUUAAAUCCCAUUCAAGUGUUCCUUUCAACAUAUGCUGUGCAGAUUUCGUGGAAGAACAUGAUUUUGUCAAAACAGUUAUAAAUGCAAACAUUAAAUCGGCGAUAGUUUAAAGCAUCGGGAUUUUUUUGAAAACUUUUAUCACCCCGCCGUGAUUAUAACAGUAUAUCAUGGUAUAUGCAAAUGGGAAAUUGACUGUCCCUCUGAUAUCUUUCGUCCCUCUUUUAGUUCUUUCAAUUAAAGAUCAAACUUAC
Messenger RNA from Mytilus trossulus (common blue mussel), 1375 nucleotides. RefSeq names its product PI-PLC X domain-containing protein 3-like. Gene Ontology annotation, molecular function: phosphoric diester hydrolase activity. NCBI's taxonomy places the organism in Eukaryota, Metazoa, Mollusca, Bivalvia, Mytilida, Mytilidae. The transcript has 3 exons. The record is from RefSeq and is a predicted model, not a curated record. Bases 125 to 1234 code for a protein of 369 amino acids. Gene Ontology annotation, biological process: lipid metabolic process.